Molecule: messenger RNA, 3423 nt
Organism: Penicillium angulare
Lineage: Eukaryota; Fungi; Ascomycota; Eurotiomycetes; Eurotiales; Aspergillaceae
Product: ankyrin repeat protein
Exons: 1
Coding region: 1-3423 (1140 amino acids)
Biological process (GO): transmembrane transport; metal ion transport; negative regulation of delayed rectifier potassium channel activity
Cellular component (GO): axon initial segment; membrane; synapse
Molecular function (GO): metal ion transmembrane transporter activity; transmembrane transporter binding
Source: RefSeq, a predicted model, not a curated record
AUGCCUCCCUCCCGCUCAAGCAUAACAAGCGACAACCCCAACCACGAACGCCUCGAACCCCGACUCCUCCGCGCAACAGAAAAUGACGACAUAAACGCCCUAGAAACAAUCCUCACUCUCGCAGCCUCUCAAAACCAACUAACCGACACAUUCCUCCGCACAGCAUUAAUGCGCAGCGCAGAACGCAACAAAAUAAAAGCAACUGAAUACCUCCUCUCUCACGGCGCAAAACCAGAUCUGCCUCUACCUCAUACACAUAGUAAUGACCGCUUCUCGCCGCUCCUGCGCGCUGUAGAUCGUGAUCACUGCCACAUUGCCCGGUUAUUGCUUGGUGCAGGUGCUUCGCCCGACUCUGCGGAUAAAGAGGGACGGAGCGCGCUUAUGACUGCUGCGUGGAAAAAUCAUGUGGAUCUUUUGGUGUUGCUUCUUGGUAGAGGGGCGGAUGUUAAUGCGGUUGAUUUGAGGAGGAGGAAUGCGUUGCAUAAUCUUGCGGCUGAUAGGGAGUGUAGGUUUGGUUGGGAUGAGAGUGUUGUGGGGAUUCUUUUGAGGGGAGGUUGUGAUGUUAAUGCUGUUGAUGAGCUUGGGAGGACGCCGUUGCAUUGGGCCUGUGCUACGGGUAAUUGGCACUUGGCGGAACUUUUACUUGGGAAUUCUGGUUCUUCGCGGAAUCAUUCAGGGAAUGGAAAUGGAAGGAAAGCAGAGAUUGAUGCGGUUGAGUUGAGAGGAAAAACGGCAUUACAUGUUGCUACUGCGCAUGAUCGGACGGAUAUUGUGCAAUUGUUGCUCUUGCAUGAGGCGUCGGUUAAUGCGUGUAGUGAUGGUGGUUGGACACCGUUGCAUAAUGCCUGUGAUAAAGGAUGUGAAGGGAUAGUGAGGAUAUUGCUUCGUGCAGGUGCGCAUAUUAAUAGUCAGCUUUUGAAUGGGGUUACGGCUUUACAUCUUGCGGCACAAGGGGGACAUACCGAUGUUGUGAAGUGUUUGCUUGAACGGGCAGAUUUGAAGAGAAGGGUUCGUGAUAAUUUUGGAUCUACGCCUUUUCUUCGAGCGGCGCAGUUCAAGAGACGGGAUAUUGUUUUGCUGUUGGCUCCGUUUAAUAAUGUUGAGUCGCUUUCUGAGGAUGUCAAGAGUGCUUCUGCUGCUUUUGAGAGUACAGUUGUUGAUUUUGGAAAUUUUCAUAAUGAGAAUCGGGUACAGAAGAUGAGUGUUUAUAAUUUGCUGUAUGGGAGGGAUGUUGAGAAUCCGAGAAAACAGGCUGUUACUACUGUUCCCAGUCCGGAUGAUAGUCGGGCGACGGAUUUUCGUUGGAUUCAUCUUCCGGCUAAUAAUAUGGCGUGGGUGGAGGCUUUGUUGACGAAGUCUUUUAUUGAAGAGGGGGCUCAUGAUGUUGAUGGGUUUAAGGGGUUGGAGAAGUCCUUUAACUAUCAGCAUCGGGGGCAGAAGAUUCAUUCUCAUUUUAUGAGGCCGCUUUGUCAGAAUACGCCUAGGUCGACGAUGCUGAAACGACGUGAGGAGGAGAAGGUGGAUGAUCCGUCGACGGAUGCUCAGUCUGUUUUUACUGAUAAUAGCUCUGUGUAUCAGAAGCAGAAGGGGUUCAGUGGGAAGAAGGGUGAUCGACUUGAUUCGAUGGAUGAAGGGAAUGGGUGUGGGAAUGGAGGUUCAGCAAAGAAGAUCAAGAACAACAACAAUCAGAAGCGAGGCAAAUCAGGGAGUAAUCCUGGAACUCCCAAACUUGGAGAAUCCAAAACGAAGGGAUCAUGGGGGAUGGCUGAUAAAGGUCGAGGAGCGUCACAUUUAUCAUCGACCAGUCUAUGCAAAGACCCUCAUACUCUUACCUCGGCCUGCAAUAUCUGUGUGUUUAUGCCAUAUCUUCAUUUCGAAACAGAAGAACGCAGAAAGAAAAUGCAGGCGGCUAUCUCGCGCGCUGAGAAAUUAUGUUUUCAGCCUCGGAGCAUUCAACGAGCACGAACUCGUGAUGAGAUGCUGAUUGAUGCGCAUCUGUCAUCUUCAACCACCUCACUCCAUGUUCGCCGGACGCUUGAUCAGUUCUUCUACCCUAAUAUCGAUACCCAGAGCCGUGACCAAGAUCAGGUUGUAUAUCGAUACCAAACAAAAGGCCCUGGGCGUGAUAGCCUGGUAACCGAUCCUAAGAUCUUCAUGGUUGACCAGCUGUGGGUGUGGAUAUUAGGAGCAAACCUGAUUGUCACUAGCUUUCCUCAACGAUGGGAUCAACCGAAGAACGACCCACUGAAUGUGCUAGAUGGGAUUAUUGAGGAUAUCAAUUCCAAAACUCGCGAUCCUGUAAAGUCUGUCUAUGACCUGGCAAUUAUCAUCACCAACCGGUGUUCUGGUGUUUUUGACCGACAUCGUCUGGGCGAUGACGAAUAUCAAUUCCUAGAUAUGUUCGAAUCUUCAAUCGGUAUAGCUACUGACCGAGAGACACUCCUAUUCAAACGAUUCAACCAUGCCUCCGCACAAGCAUCAAGCUGGCUGAAAAGUCACCGAAAAUUGAACAAAUUCUCCCAAAACCGCCCAUCAUCUGGACCGAAUGGAGUCGCGGAGCCAGAAAUUCCCGACUCAGAUGAUGAGUAUUGUCACGGAGAUGGAUCCCCUCUUUGGGUCGACGAUUUGCUCGAUAUCGGCGAAGAAACUGAUCUUCUAGCGGAGACGAAAGAUAUCCGCGAUGAACUGAACAUGAUCCGCACUGUUUUGGAGCACCAGAAACACGUCCUUGUCGACUUCCAAGAGGUCAUUUGUGAAGUUUACCAGGGUCAACACCGUUCUCAGUACGAGGUUAAAAAGCGUUUCAAAGAUCAACAGCGUAUGAUAGAUAUGCACCUCAAAGAUCUCGACCGCAUGGAUAAACAGGCCGAACGAAUCUAUCACUCUAUUACCGAUUUGCUUGAUCUCAAGCAAAAACAUGCUAAUGCCUUCGAGGCCCGUUUCGCCCGUGACCAGGCAGCUGGAACAUCCCGACAAAGCAAGACGAUCAUGGUUUUCACUAUCGUCACAAUUGUCUUCCUGCCAUUAUCCUUCAUAACAUCCAUUUUCACUAUCAACAUGAAAGCAUUCAAUGAUCUAACCCUUGGAUACGUCGCAAAAUAUACGUUUGGUAUUGGCUUUGCGAUUUCAAUCCCCCUUGUCUUUGUUGCGCUUUCAUUGGAUGAUAUCGGUGAUCUCUUCAGCCAUGCAAAACGCAUGUUAUCGCGGAGAGGUCCAUCCGAACGGAAUGAUGGAAAUGGAAAUGGAAAUUCACAGUCGUUGGAAAUUGAGAAGAUUCUUAGUCUGGCGAGAUCGCGCAGGAGUGCGGAGUUGGAUUAUGGGAAUAGUUUGUUGCCUGUUUCUACUCGUGGUACUGCUGCCUCGAGGAGGUCGGGCCUUGAUGCUAAUGUUUUGGCGAAUGGGUUUCCAAGAAAACAACUAUGA